Molecule: messenger RNA, 22601 nt
Organism: Lymnaea stagnalis (great pond snail)
Lineage: Eukaryota; Metazoa; Mollusca; Gastropoda; Lymnaeidae
Source: the annotation of a GenBank genome assembly
CACUACGCCAUUUUGCUGUCAACAUUUGCAAAUAUUCACGCACGGAUUUUAAGGAAAGAGUAAUUCUAAGACAAGUAUUGGAAAAUAAGGUACGUAAAAUCAUUUAAAUUCCUAUUAAGAUACAUAAAUAUUGCAAGAGACUGCUAUGACCCUACACAAUUCAGAUGUAGCUCUAAAAGCAUCUUAUCUUGGUGUAAUAGGGACGAUUACCUAUUACCGACACAGUGGGCUCAGUGGCCCGGGGUUGACUAGUUCAGGGAGCUGGAUUUUAUUCUGAUUUAAAUUAAGCGAAUUCGUAAUAUUUAGUCCCUCAAAUCAGUAGCGAAAAAAAGGGUAUGAUCACAAAUACAAGAGUGUAAUAAUUACACUUAAUCAAUUUACUUCAAUGUCUGUCUCUUUAUUUUUAAAUUUUAGUUUUUACCCCUACUAACACUAUAUUUUAUAAUACUAAGCCCUUCAUUGUAUCCCUCUAUAUAUGAAUACGCAGCAAGAAGUGUUAAGGCUAAGGACUUGCGGCUGCUCCCUUUUCUCAACUAAAAUACGUGUGCUUCAGUUGCACACUGUUAAAUGAAGAAAAAGAAUACAAAAUAUUUUUCAAAUAAACCCAACUUACUUUUUUUAACACUUAAAAUGUCACAAAAAUAAAUACAAUACUGCCCAUUUUCUAAAAUGCCAGAAAAUUUAAACAUUAUUAUUAGAAUUAACCACCCAAUGAAAUUAUAAUUUAAAACUUUCUAUCGGCCGUUUUAUUAUUUUACCAAUCAAAAAACUUUUUACUCUAUUAAAAAUCGAAGAAUAAAGAUUUUUUUAAGUUGUAUUAUACCGUUUUGGAUAUUCAUAUCACAACUGAAUGAAAGAGAAAUUGCCUUAUUGCUAAUAUUACUGUCACUGAUUUUUGUUUUUUGUUUUGCUUAUUUUCAGAAGUAGGUGCAGAGCCAUACAUAAUGGCUUUCCCCUACACAGUCAUAGGGCCUGGGGGCCAGCCGUACAUCUUAAGCCAGAUUCCUAUCAUGCAGAGCCCCAUGCAGCCUCAGUUGAUACCUUCCCACAUUGUACAACAGCAGCAAGUUCAACAACAACAACAGCAGCAGCAACAACAGCAGCAGCAACAACAGCAGCAGCAACAACAGGGUCAAAAGCAACAACAGAAAAUGCCAGAUUACAUGUCAGAGGAUAAAUUGCAAGAGAAGGGUAAUUUUAAUAAGUGUGCAGUUAUAGCUUUCAUUUUAAUUGAAUUCUUAAAAUAUUAUUUAUUUUUGGAUGUUGUAUUUUAGCUUUUCAGAUGCAAUUGAUUAUUGUUAUGUUUGGACCCAUUUCUUUUUGUCACCAGCAAGGAAGUGGCAACAGCUCCAGUCAAAAAGAUAUGCAGAGAAAAGAAAAUUUGGUUUUGUGGAUGCUCAAAAAGAGGACAUGCCACCAGAGCAUGUGAGAAAAAUUAUAAGAGACCAUGGAGAUAUGACAAACAGAAAGUUUCGACAUGACAAAAGAGUCUAUCUUGGGUAAGCAUGAAGCUCUUAUUGAGCUCUUUCAAUGCCAGGGGGUUUUCCCCGUUUGUGCCAAACCAGUUAUCGGCCAGUGGAAAUUGUUUAGGGUGCUCUUAACUAUUAAUUAAUUUUGAAAACAUUUCUUUUAGCCAGAUAGCUGCAUUUCAUAUCAAAUUAAAGGAAAUUAGACAGAGAAUAUAUAUAUGUAACAGAUACAACAAUAUGACAACAAUAGUUCAUAAUUUUUCUGAUAAUACUAUGAGAUCAAAUUGAUCUAAUUUUUAAAAAAAUGUACACCAAAUCUGAACUUUUUAGUCUGUGUAGCUUGUAUCCUAUACUGCUUCAAUCCUCAGAAAGUAUAUCCAUUUUUUAAUUUAAAAAAUAAAUGUAUCUUCAUUUAUCUUUUAUUUCUUAAUAUAAUUUUUUUGAAUACUCAUAUUAUGUCCCAUAAAUUGUGAGCUUUUUCUUUAAGGUCCAUAACCUACUUAUUACUGAAAUAUUAUGAUGGUGCUGAUAUUUUUGUUUAUUCAUAAUAGGGAAAUUCCUUUGGUACAGGAUAAUCUAUGUAAAAAAAAAAACACAGGUUCCAUCAAUUUCAUUGUUUGUUAUACAUAAUUAACAAAUACAUUACAUGAUUUCACUUCUUCAGAGCUCUAAAGUAUAUGCCUCAUGCUGUUCUCAAACUCCUGGAAAAUAUGCCAAUGCCUUGGGAACAGAUUCGAGAUGUGAAGGUUUUAUAUCAUAUCACUGGUGCUAUCACUUUCAUCAAUGAAAUUCCAUGGGUUAUUGAACCUGUAUACAUUUCACAGUGGGGGUAAGUAUUACUUGGAUCCAAUUUUUAUAAUUUGUAAUUAUAUUAUUAAUGCAUGAGUUUGAUUCAUCAUGAUCAUCAUGUCCCUUAUUCCUUGGACCGUUGGGACGCCACCGAUGACAUGUGAACUAUCCUCCUCCAUUCGUCUCUGUCUUCUGCACUACGCACAGCAUCGAUUAGUGUUAGUCCUGUCCAUUAGUUUGAUUACAGUAAAUAAUGAUUUGAAUUCAUUUCUUUAAAACUUUGCAAUUAAAGUUUAGUUUAGACAUUUCCCUAAAAUUAAAAAAAGAAUCUUUAUUUUUCUUGUACGCUGCAAAUCUAUUGUCUCUUAUACUAAAAAAAGUUUUUUCUUAAUGUUUAGAAAUGACUAAUUUUAAACAUUCAGAUCAAUGUGGAUCUUACUACGUCGAGAAAAGAGAGAUCGUCGUCAUUUUAAAAGGAUGCGCUUUCCCCCAUUUGAUGAUGAAGAACCCCCACUGGAUUAUGCUGAUAACAUCAUGGAAGUAGAACCACUGGAACCCAUUCAGAUGGAGAUGGACCCAGAGGAAGACAAGGCUGUGAUGGAGUGGUAUUAUGACCACAAACCACUGAUUGAUUCUAAGUAAGUUUAAUAUAUAAUGAAGCAAUAGUUAGUCCCUUGAAUUUUAAACAUAAUAAAACCUUUAUUUAACAACUUAAUCAUAAGCAAACUAAAAUAAUUAAUCUCUUAAUCUAUUCAUUAAUUUAUUUUAACUCUAGACAUGUUAAUGGAACAACAUACCGUCGCUGGAAUCUUACCUUGCCAAUUAUGUCAGUGCUUUACCGCAUGGCCAACCAGCUUCUUACAGAUUUGGUAGAUAACAACUACUUCUAUCUAUUUGAUCUCAAGUCAUUCUUCACAGCCAAAGCUCUUAAUCUGGCUAUUCCUGGGGGCCCAAAGUUUGAACCUUUGGUCAAGGACAAGGAAUUGCAGUAAGUGUUUACUCUGUUUAUUUGUAGUUCUGCAUAACUAAAUAGCCAUUUUAAAAAAAAAUGGAAAAACAGACACAAUUAAUUAUAGAGCUUAUCCAGUAAUGAUGAGUCUGAAGUCAAAGUUCCUUAUAGGUACUUGUGUAAAAUUCUCGUGUUAGCUUACAAAUACAAGUGUUGUAAAUGAUAUUAUGUUGUCAACAUGUUUCAAUAAAGAAUAAUAUUAAUGUUUCAGAGAUGAGGACUGGAAUGAAUUCAAUGAUAUCAACAAAAUCAUCAUUAGACAGCCUGUCAGAACAGAAUAUCGCAUUGCUUUUCCCUAUCUGUACAACAACAUCCCUUUUCAAGUCCACCUUUCUUGGUGAGUUCAAUGUGUUUGUGGUUAUGGCUGAGAUAUAAGUUUUUUCAUUUUCUGAAAGCAUGAAUGAAGUUUUAUAUUUCUUCCAGUUUAUCCUCAAUGAUUUUAUGAAAGAUAUUGACAGAAUUUUUACAAAUUUGUAUAGCUUUCAAAGUGUCUCUUCUAAUCAGGUACCAUGAACCUAAUGUUGUGUUCAUCAAAACCGAGGAUCCUGAUCUCCCAGCCUUCUACUUUGAUCCACUGAUUAAUCCAAUAUCUCACAGACAGGCAACUAAGGUCAGUUUCUUAUUUUUUGUUGUUGUUAUUUUCUUUCAUUUAUAUUAAUGCACAUGUUAUGUAACAGAUAUCCAAAUAGAGAAUAUAAUCUGUUUUUUUUAAAAAGUAUUUUUUUAAUUUUUAAAAAAUCUUAGCACCCUGAGCCACUGCCAGAUGAUGAUGAAGAAUUUGAACUGCCUGAAUUUGUGCAACCCUUUCUUCAAGAUGCACCUCUGUACACUGACAAUACAGCAAACGGUAUUGCAUUAUUAUUUGCACCACGUCCUUUCAAUUUGAGAUCUGGCCGUACUCGCAGAGCUAUUGAUGUUCCUUUAGUCAAGUCAUGGUAAGUAAACAAAUAUUUUGUAUUUGCUCUUCAAAAACCUUGUAAGUAAUGUUAAUCUUUUUUUUAAUGAUUUAUUAGAUUAAAGUAUCUCACCUUGCACAACAUUGUUCAACCUAAAAUGCUUUAUUCCUGUUCAGGUACAGAGAACAUUGUCCCGCAGGGAUGCCAGUAAAAGUCAGGGUGUCCUACCAGAAACUUCUGAAGUAUUAUGUUCUAAAUGCUCUCAAACAUAGAGCACCCAAGGCACAAAAGAAGAGGUAUAUAAUUUUUUUUUUUAAUUAAUUUUUUUUUUUUUUUUUUACAGAUUAUAAAAACUACUCAUUUUUAACUAUAGUUUCAUUUUAUUUUUAAACAAUUUUUUUAAAAAGAAGAGGUAUAUAAUUUUUUUUUUUAAUUAAUUUUUUUUUUUUUUUUACAGAUGAUAAAAACUACUCAUUUUUAACUAUAGUAUCAUUUUAUCUUUAAACAAUUGUUUUAAAUUACCACGAUUUAAAAUCUUCAGCAAUUAAAACUUUGAGAACAAAUAGCAUUAUUUAAAAAUAAAUUAUCAUAAAAUUAAGAUUUUGAUUAUCAUUUUUUUUAAAACAGUAUCCAUGAAUUAUUUUUACAAAAUAUAAAACAUUGUCCUUGGCAUUAAUUAGUAAAUUUGUGUUCUGUUAGGUACUUGUUCCGGUCCUUCAAGGCCACCAAGUUUUUCCAGACAACACAGCUGGACUGGCUGGAAGUAGGUCUUCAAGUCUGCAGACAAGGUUACAACAUGUUGAACCUGCUAAUCCAUCGUAAAAACCUCAACUACCUUCACUUGGACUACAACUUCAACCUUAAACCUGUCAAAACUCUCACAACAAAGGUAAAUUGGAAAUUUUAUGUUAUUGAGAGCAGUUGUAACAGCUUUUUUGUAUUGGAUUUAAAUAUAUGAUCAGUUGUUAACAGUUCAUUAACUACACAGAAUUUAUGACAUUGUGGAAUUUAAUUUUGUUUGCAGGAACGCAAGAAAUCCAGAUUCGGAAAUGCCUUUCACCUUUGUCGAGAAAUUCUCCGUCUCUCAAAACUCAUUAUUGACAGCCAUGUGCAGUACAGAUUGGGCAAUGUUGAUGCCUACCAGGUUGGUAACUAAUUUAACUUAAAAAUGGGGGGGGGGGGGGGUAAUUAUAUCAGUCUGUAUUUAUUUGAAUAAUUCAUAUAAAUAGCAGUUCCUGAGCAAAAUUUACACAGAUAAUGGCAGGAAAACUGUUUUUUUACGCUGGUUUAUUUACAAGAAACUAUAUUUCAAUAUUUAGAGGCAUAUUAACCCAAAAAAAAUAGUAUUUAAAAAAUAUUUUUAAUCAAAGACACAUGUUGAUAUUUUUCAAUUGAUUCGUUUCUGUUUUAUGGCCAAAUAUAUUGUAUUGCUGUGUUUAUUUUUGAGAUUUGUUUAGGUUAAAUUACCAGAAGCCAUUUUUACUGUUUAGCCGUGUAGAAUAAAUAUCGCAAUGAGCAUGAAACCGGCUCUUAUUUGAAGUUAUAUCUAUCUUCAUGUUAACCUUAUUAAAAAAAAAUAAGGAUCCAUGCUCAAGGAUCAUAUUAAAAUUGUUAAGAGCCACAUGGGACCAUGUACAUACAAUAUUAAUAAAUGUUUAUAUUUUAAAUUAAGUAAAGGAUAAUAAUUGUACUUUAUUUAAAAGUUAAUUUGGGUUUUAAAAAAAUUAUUUGUAAAAACAAAAAAAACUUAAAUAACUUUUAAAAUAGAAAAAUUAAAGCCUAUCAUAUCUUUAUAUGCCUCAUUUGAAAUUAGCUAAUCUAUUAUUAAUACUUCGUGAUGAGUGGGGGAAAAGGGAUGGGGGGGGGGGUGUUGGUUUACUCAAAAAGGAAAAGUCUAAUCAAGGGGUGUGGGGAAAAAAUAUUGUUAAGAAUUGCUGACUGAAAGGAAAAAAAUAAUUAAUUCUUAAUUUACCAUUAGUUUACUCACAUCUUUUUACCUUAAAUUUUUUUUUUAAGCCAACUCAAUUUGAUUUAUGUAGAAUGUGUAUCUUAGACUGUUUUACUAUGUAUUCCAGCUUGCUGAUGGUUUGCAGUAUGUAUUUGCCCAUGUUGGUCAGCUGACUGGUAUGUACAGAUAUAAAUACAAGCUGAUGAGACAGAUAAGGAUGUGUAAAGAUCUCAAACAUCUCAUCUACUACAGAUUCAACACGGUAAGCAUUGCCACAAAAAAAAAAUUAUUUUUUAAAAGGCAUUAAACAUAAUGCCCAUUGUUCUGAGUAAACUAUAGAAUACAAUUAAGAACAAAUGUGUGAUGAAAUGUUAAAAACACCUAUUAGUGUUUCAGAAUGGAGCUUUAAGUCUCAUAGAUUUAUGAAAUAGAUAUGUAAUCACAAUUUAGAUACUCUGCACAAGGCCAUCCUUGAAUAUAAAUGACAUGAAAAAAUCUUUGCUAUGUCUAAAUGUUGUAAAUCAUUUAUCAUUUUAUGUUACUCAAAUAUGUAAGUAAAAUGUUAUGCUAAUAAUACUUUUUCUCCACGAAAAUCAUCCAGGGUCCAGUAGGUAAAGGUCCAGGAUGUGGUUUCUGGGCACCAGGCUGGCGAGUGUGGAUGUUCUUCAUGCGAGGCAUCACGCCACUGCUAGAGAGAUGGUUGGGAAAUCUGCUGUCCCGUCAGUUUGAGGGUCGACACAGCAAAGGAGUUGCAAAGACUGUUACCAAGCAGAGAGUGGAGAGCCACUUUGAUCUUGAGCUGAGAGCUGCUGUGUGUAAUCUUAAUUUUGUUUUUAUUUCAUUAUAGUUUAGUUUCAUAAUUUAUAAAAGGAAAUUUGUCCUGGCAAGUAGAAAAUUAGCUAGGAUCUUUUUCAUUAUAACUAAACUGAUUCAAGAUUAUCCCCUUUUUGAAUGUUAGUUGUUUUUUGUUUUUUUAAAUCUUGAUUACACAUUAUUUUAUUUAUUUGUGUUAAUGUUUAGAUACAUUUUUUUUCUUUAGGUCAUGCAUGACAUUCUUGACAUGAUGCCCGAAGGUAUCAAACAAAACAAAGCAAGGACAAUCCUGCAACAUUUGUCAGAAGCAUGGAGAUGCUGGAAAGCAAACAUUCCAUGGAAGGUAAGGAUUCAUAAGACACAUUUUCUGCAUCUAAUUAUUUCAUUUAUAAACCAUUUAGAGAAUGGAGAGUUUACAAAAUUAAAAAAGAUGAUUUAUAAUUAAUUUUGUUUGUCAACUAGGUUCCUGGUCUUCCCACGCCCAUUGAGAACAUGAUACUUAGAUAUGUGAAAGCUAAAGCUGAUUGGUGGACCAACACAGCUCACUACAAUAGAGAGAGAAUCAGGAGAGGGGCUACUGUGGACAAAACUGUCUGUAAAAAGAACUUGGGGCGCCUGACAAGGCUUUACCUCAAGGCAAGUUGUUUAAAUUUGUUGUUUUUUUACUUACAUUUGCUUUUAUAGCAGAUCCAAUUGGAAGAAAAGAAACAGUAUUAAUAAUAAUUUUCGUUUGAUGAGAAUUUAAUUAUAAAGCUUUAUUUGACUUAUGUAGGCUGAACAAGAGAGACAGCAUAACUACUUGAAAGAUGGCCCAUACAUUACAGCUGAGGAGGCUGUUGCCAUCUACACAACAAUGGUUCACUGGCUGGAAAGCAGAAGAUUCUCACCUAUCCCAUUCCCUCCACUGUCUUACAAACACGACACCAAGCUGCUAAUCUUGGCUCUGGAGAGACUCAAAGAGGCAUACAGGUAAUAAAACUUAAAUGCUAUUUUAAAAAAAAUAUAUAUAUAUAUGUGCUAAGGACUCAAUAUUAUUUGUCUUCGAGUAAAUAUAUAUAUUUAUAUAUACAGUGGAACCUCUCAUAACGAGCAUAAUUCGUUUCAGAAUCUUACUCGUUAAGCGAAACACUCCUUAAACGAAACAAUUUUUUCAAUACAAAUCAAUGUAAAAUACGAUAAUGCGUUCCAUGCUGAAAAAAUACUAAUUUUUCAAAAAAAAAUUAUUAACAUUUAUUCAAAUAAAAUUACUUAUGAAUUGUUAAGGGGUGUAACAACUUGGAAUACAAUUUAGAUUUGAAACAAAAAAUGUAAAUAAAAGUAUGAAUUUAUGACAAAUAAUCCCUUUAACUAGAAAACUGUCUAAAGACAUUUGUUUUUGCAGACGCUUCAAAAUUUGAUGAAAAUGUGUCACAGUAUUAUCAUCGAAUAAAUUUGUAGCACAAAUAGCCACCUUCUUAUUAGGGUGAUGCUUCUCAAUGUACGAUGCAACAGUUGAUAUUGACCGAUUGUAUGUGCGCGCUAGGUUAGCCAUGCUCACACCUUGUUCUCGCUUUUCAAUGAUUUUACGUUUCAUUUCAAUAGUUAUUUUUUCUCUCUGAUUUUUGUCUUCUUGUGGGAUUUUCUUUGAAGGCAUUUUAGCACAGGUUAUUACACUUUGCACAUUAAAAAAUUACGAAUAUUGUCCGAAUACAAAAUUUGAAAAAGCUGGUGAUCACACACGAAAACAAUACGCUAACAGACCAAAAGCUAAACACAGACUAAUGCAUCGGCGCGGAAGUCCUGGCUCUCAAAUGAAUGUCGGGAAAAGGGACUUCCCCUUUCUGCAUAACUCGUUAUGGGAAAUGUCGCUCGUUAAGGGAGCAAUUUCUUCACAUUUUUUUUGCUUGUUAUGGGAAUUACUUGUUAUGAGAGGUGCUCGUUAUGAGAGGUUCCACUGUAUAUUUUAAAAAAAUUUUUUAUAAGUUUUGACAAAAUCAUUUAUUCAUUUGUUAUGGUUAAGUUUUAUUUUUAUUUAGCAAUGUUUCAUACGUUUGACCAAGAAGUAAACAAUAUAUUAAAUAUAACAACAUUUUUAUAAUCUGCAUUUCAACAUAUAAAGUCAUGAAAUGCAUGUUAGAUAUAUUACAGACUGAUUUUUUUUUUAAAAACCUUAACAUUUCCAGUGUGAAGAGCAGAUUAAAUCAGUCACAAAGAGAAGAACUAGGUCUGAUAGAACAGGCCUUCGACAACCCUCAUGAGGCCUUGUCCAGAAUCAAACGUCAUUUGCUAACCCAGAGAGCUUUCAAAGAGGUAUGACAGUAUUUACAUGUGUACAUAUAUUUUUAAAAUACAUCAGCAAGUUGAGUAAUGUGCUAAAUAUUGGGACUUAAAGCAUAACCAGGCUCUCCAUGAUUUACAAGAUAAAUAAUGGGCUGGUCCACUGUUCCAGUAUUAAACAGAAACUCGUCCCUCUCCCCCAUAGACAGCGACGAGGCCAUGACAGGCAAUUCAGGCUCAUACCAGCAAGAAGCCAGUAUAGGAAACAGUUGAGGCGACAACACUAGACACAUUUGUGUCUAUUGCCUCAAGCCUUCAAACCCCUAGUGCAUAAUUUCCUCAUCACCACCAGUAACAGAAACAUGGCAAAUCCCAUCUACAUGCAUAGGAGCCAAAAAUGAUCAAUAAAUUGAUCGUGGGCCCUUAAGAUAUAGAAGAAGAAGAAGAUAACUUGUCAUAAAUUUACAUAUUUUUUUAGAAAAAUAAAAUAAAAUUGUCCAUGCAUUCUUUUCACAAACUUAGUGCUUUUAGCUGCUUUACGGUAAAGAUGUUUAACAAAUAUAAGAGGUACAAUUAUUGGGUUUGAAAACCACAAUCAGCUUUUGUUUUUUUACUAAAGGAAAAAAAUUUAAAAUUUUUUUUUCUUAUUUGAAAUAAAAAGCUUAAUUAAUUACAACACAACCAAUUGUUGGUUUUGCAUUACUCUAAAUUCAUGGUUUCAACAGGUGGGCAUUGAGUUCAUGGACCUCUACAGUCAUUUAAUUCCUGUGUAUGAUGUUGAGCCCCUAGAAAAAAUUACAGAUGCUUACUUGGAUCAGUAUCUGUGGUAUGAAGCAGACAAACGUCGACUGUUCCCGCCAUGGAUCAAGCCAUCAGACUCGGAGCCUCCUCCAUUGUUGACUUACAAAUGGUGCCAAGGUAGGACCAGUUUCUGUGAUGAAUAUACUUACCAAAUAAACAUGUCCAGUUUCAUUUUAUAACAGAAUGUAUUUCUUUCUUAAAAUAUCAAAUUUAUUGUCAUAAUAAGGUGACUCAAGUUAUUUUUGUCUUUGCUUAAAUGAUGAAAAAACAAUUUUAACCUUUUUUUGAACAUUUAAAGCUACAAUUGUCAUAAUUAUUUCCUAAAAUGGUGGGCUGAACUUUUUCUUCAAAGGUAUCAACAAUUUACAAGAUGUUUGGGAAACUGGUGAGGGUGAGUGCAAUGUAAUGAUGGAGUCCAGCUUUGAGAAGAUGUAUGAGAAGAUUGACUUGACCCUGCUUAACAGAUUGCUGCGUCUCAUUGUGGAUCACAACAUUGCUGACUACAUGACUGCAAAAAACAACGUUGUUAUCAACUACAAAGUAAUUUUUUAAAGAGAUAUUUUAAAAUCUUAAAUUCCUUUUUAAAAAAUUGUAUUGGUCUUUUGUGAUAAAAAAAAAAAAUGAGAACUAGAAUAACUUAAGCGUAAAUGAGAAAUAGACUAUCUACGUAAACAUUUUCAUUGUUAAAUUAUUUUAAUGGAAAAAAUCCCAUUUGAUUUUUGUAUUUAAUCAAGUUGAUAAGUGACUGCAUUAUAAAAAUAUAAUGUUAUUAACAACCACCUUUUGACCUUUUGAAGAAAAUUCAUUUUUAAAUGUUUGCAUCUGAUAUAUUUGGUUGGUUUUAAUAUUAAGAUUUAUAGUGUAGAGCAUAGUGCAGUUAUAUGAUGUAUAAUUUCUGUUGAUUGAUUCACUUUAACAGGACAUGAACCACACCAAUUCCUAUGGUAUCAUCAGAGGCCUGCAGUUUGCUUCCUUCAUUGUUCAGUACUAUGGCCUUGUAUUGGACCUGCUGGUCUUGGGUCUCCACAGAGCCAGUGAGAUGGCUGGACCGCCACAGCUGCCCAAUGAUUUCCUUACAUUCCAGGUAUACUUAAUAUUGUAAUCAUCUUUUAAACAAUGACUUUAACAUGUUUUGAAUUUUAUUGGUUUGGUGUAGGCAAAUGGAUUGCAAGAGUCAUAAUUCUUUUCACCUUUUUCCCCUUCAGAAUGUUGUCACAGAACAAGCUCAUCCAAUCAGACUUUAUUCACGUUACAUUGACAGGAUUCAUCUUUUCUUCAGGUUUUCUUGAAGUUUUCCAAUUUAUUCUUAUUCACAAUAACUACUUUUAAAGGAGGUUAAUGCAUAAUACACAGACAACAUGUUUAUUUUUUAAUGGAAUAAUGAAUAUGUGUAUUUUGAAGUUAAUAUUUGUGAACAUAUAAAUAUCAAAGCAGAGUUAUUUACAUUCUACUCAUCUCGGUAACAGAAAAGCGUGUAUGAUGGGAGCAAUUUCCUAAUAAUAAAUAAUUAUUUUUGAAUUGCAGAUUUUCAGCGGAGGAGGCCCGUGAUCUGAUCCAGCGUUACCUCACGGAACAUCCUGAUCCAAAUAAUGAGAACAUUGUGGGGUACAACAACAAAAAGUGUUGGCCCAGAGACUCUCGUAUGAGACUUAUGAAACAUGAUGUCAACUUGUAAGUGUAUGAGAUAAAAUUUUCUAAGCCACACAUUUACGACAAACUGCUACAAGUGGAAAUAAAAUAAUAUAGCGUGUAUCAAAAAUUUUAGUUCAACGUUCCUGCUUUCUUAAUAAAUUAUUUAAAUAAAUUAAAAAUGCAGGGUAUAUAAAGUAAUAUGAUGAUACUAUUUUCCACUUCAGGGGCAGAGCUGUUUUCUGGGACAUCAAGAAUCGACUGCCUAGAUCAGUGACAACAAUCCAAUGGGAUUCCAGCUUUGUGUCUGUUUACAGCAAGGACAACCCUAAUCUCUUGUUCAACAUGUGUGGAUUUGAAUGUAGGAUAUUGCCCAAGUGUAGAACUCAGCAUGAGGAGUUCACACACAAAGAUGGAGUUUGGAAUCUGCAAAAUGAAGUAAUUUUUAAAAGAAAAAAAAUAAUUACAUGAGUUAAAGUACUCAUAAUAUUUUAAAUGUCUGUAAUCCUGGUAAUAAAAAAAAUAAAUGAUUUAAGGAUCAGUUCACUGCUGUCCCACAGGAGAUUGAACUUGUAAUUACUAUAAAUGCACUUAUUUUUAAAAAAAUCAAUAUUCUCUUUUCUCUCCUAUAUCCAUUUGUGGUGAACUCCAUCCUAUUCUUGCUUAUCUCUGACAGGUAACAAAGGAAAGAACAGCUCAGUGCUUCCUCAGAGUCGAUGAAGAUUCCAUGGGCAAAUUUCAUAACAGGGUCAGGCAGAUCCUUAUGGCUUCAGGCUCUACAACUUUCACAAAAGUGAGUUAUACUAUAAAUAAAACAUGUAAUCAAUUGAAUUUUUAUAUUACUUUUUUAAAGAAUAUUUUUUUUUAAUAAUAAUUUUAAAACUAUUUUUACUCUUUUUUUUUUAAGCUAAGAAAGAUUCAGAUAAUUUUAUAAACAGAAUUAAGGGCAAACAACAUAUUUUAAAGACAGAGAAAUUCCUUCAAAGUGUUAACCAAAAAAUAAGAAAGCUGUUACGUAUUUUGCAGAUUGUCAAUAAAUGGAACACAGCCUUGAUUGGUCUUAUGACCUACUUUAGGGAGGCUGUUGUCAACACACAAGAAUUACUUGACCUCUUGGUUAAAUGUGAAAACAAAAUUCAGACCCGUAUCAAAAUUGGACUCAACUCCAAAAUGCCCAGUCGAUUUCCCCCAGUUGUGUUUUACACACCUAAAGAACUGGGUGGUCUGGGAAUGUUGUCCAUGGGUCACGUGCUGAUCCCUCAGUCAGAUUUAAGAUGGUCCAAACAAACAGAUGUUGGCAUUACUCAUUUCUUAUCUGGCAUGUCACAUGAUGAGGACCAGCUCAUUCCUAACUUGUACAGGUCUGUAUUUUAAUUGUUCAUUUAGUUUAUAUUGGGUUGAUGCAUCAUCAUUGUACCUGUCUUAGUAUCAAGACAACUUUUAUGUAUUAAGAUAUCUUAUAUAGUUAAGCAACAGUAGAGUUCACAAUGGCGUGAAAUACCUAGCUAACUUUUUGAGAAUUUAUUUUUCCAACCUGGUAAAUUAGCUUUUGUGGCCUGGGACUGGGUCACAACUGUGCUUUGACGAAACGCCUCCAUAACCUAUUUUCAGAGCAGCUGAUUAUUAGUGAAGACAAACAGCAAUAACUGUGUAAACAAAGGAAAUAGACUUUUAUAUAUGACUAGUUUUAUCACCCAUAUCAUUUUCACUUUUAUUUAUGAAAGAUGGUUGUUAAAUCUGAUUUCAUCUUAUGCCAUAGUCAAAUAAAUUUUUGUGUGCAACCACUGCUUUGUUAUUCAUCAAAGAAGACUGUAUCUACUUAUUUCCUAAAUUAUAUUUAGAAUAAAAGAAAAAUAUAUGUUUGACUUUAUAGAUACAUCAUGCCUUGGGAAAGUGAGUUUAUUGAUUCUCAGAGAGUUUGGGCAGAAUAUGCUUUGAAGAGACAUGAAGCUAAUGCCCAGAAUCGGCGCUUGACCUUGGAAGAUUUGGAGGACAGCUGGGAUCGGGGUAUCCCUCGUAUCAAUACACUUUUCCAGAAGGACAAACAGACCCUGGCAUAUGACAAAGGAUGGAGAGUCCGAACAGACUUCAAGCAGUACCAGGUAUUUUAACAAACUUUUGUUAAUGUUUUAGUAAUUCAACUCCAGAUAUUCAGUGGUAAAAGUAUGACAAUAAAUUAAAUUUAAAAGAAAGGCUUUUUUAAAAAUAUAAAUCACAAAAGAAUUAAUAAGACAAGAUUUGCCUGCUUUUAAGAAAUAUUUGGAGUAAUUGCACACAUGCUAAUCUAGAUUUUAUCAAUGAUAUUAAGAAAUGACUUAAGAUAACAGUUUCAAAUGUUUUUUUAAUGUUUAACUUUAUUCUUAGGUGUUAAAACAGAACCCAUUUUGGUGGACACACCAGCGCCAUGAUGGUAAACUCUGGAAUUUGAACAAUUACAGAACUGACAUGAUUCAAGCACUGGGUGGUGUGGAAGGCAUUCUGGAACACACACUCUUCAAAGGAACCUAUUUCCCUACUUGGGAAGGUCUAUUUUGGUCAGUUUUCAGUCCGUUUUUGUAUCAUUUGUACCCUUGAUGCAUAAUGCAUGGAUUUAGGUCAAGUAUAAAAUAACCAUGGGAGGUCUGUCGAUAUGUCUGUUUCCCAUCAUUUGUUGACUCUGACUGGAAAACCCUAGUUUUAAUUGGCAUACAUUUUUUCAGACUGAUCAGUCAUUUCCAUUGUCCUCCUUUUUGCUGAUUUCUAGCUUGCCAUUUCAUUGCUGUUGUGAUGCAAUUGUCGCAAAAUAAAAUUAAAUAGAAUGAAAUAUUUUCAGUUCUCUCUCUCCUACACACCCUCCCAAUUUAACAACAUAAGCAUCUUUCCUUUUUUAAAAAAUCCUGUUGACUAAAUUAAUAAUUGAAUUUGUUAUAACAAAUUUUAAAUCUUUUAUAACAAGGAUUUUUUUUUUCCUUCAUACUGUGUGAAAAUUUGUCAAAACUUUGCAUAAAAUGAAAAAAAAUAAUUCUCCAAUAAUGUUUCAAUUAUUUUUAUAACUAAGAAAAAAAAAUAUACAAAAAGUAUCUAAUGAUAGCUGAGUCAAAGAUGAACAAGUUAAUCUAUUUAACUGAUCAGAUCAGAGCUAUUUCAGAUCAGUUAAUUAAAAAAUCACCUUAAGAUUUUUAAGAAAUGUGAAAAAAACGUCAGACUGCAGAGAGUUAAGUGAAGCGACUUAGGCAGAUCUUCCAUCAUGACAAUUAGUUAUGAAUUAUCAUGCUAUCUAAUCCCACAAUCAGGGAGAGAGCAAGUGGCUUUGAGGAGUCAAUGAAGUACAAGAAACUGACCAAUGCCCAGCGUUCAGGUCUCAAUCAGAUUCCGAAUCGUCGAUUCACUCUCUGGUGGUCUCCUACCAUCAACAGAGCUAAUGUAAGUGUUACCUCAUUUUUAAAUAUUCAUUUAUAAACAAUUGAAACACUUAGAUUUACAUUUGUUUUGGAUGUUAUUUAAAAAAUAAAUGUAUGUUAUUAUUGUUGAAAGAUUAAGAUUUGUAUUUUUAGCUUUGUACAUUUUCCUUAUCACUUACUGAAAAUACAGAAUCUGUUUGUAGUUAUUCAUUAUUAUUUUCCAAUCAAAAUAAAUAUAAACAUUCCAUUUUCCAUUAUUUCAGGUCUAUGUAGGUUUCCAGGUACAGCUUGACUUGACAGGUAUAUUCAUGCACGGCAAGAUCCCAACACUGAAGAUUUCACUUAUCCAGAUCUUCAGAGCUCACUUGUGGCAGAAGAUCCAUGAAAGCAUUGUCAUGGACUUGUGUCAGGUAAACUUUUUUAUGAAACAUAUUUUGACCAACUUUUUUCUGGCUGUUGUUUUUCAGUUGUAUAUAUAUCAGACCUGUUUACUCUUACGAUUUUGGCGUACAAUGUACGAUUUUGAGGUGUAUAAAUUAUAUAUACUGCACAUUUUUUUUCUAUAAAGAGAAUGUAUUGAACAAUUAUGUGAUGAUAUUGUACGAUUUUAAGAGUUUGAGGGUAAACAGGUCUGAUAUAUACAAAAAUAAAAUUAUGAUACAGUUACAAAAAUAUUUUGCUCUGUGGUGUCUGUAAGUAAAUUCCAAUGAAUAAACGUUUUAAAAAACUAUACUCUGCAAAACUACAAUCUAAAGGGCUUAACAGGUACACGUGAAUCAAAUGUUUAAUUCCAAGACAUUAGAUCUGUUUAGAAAUAGUUUAAUAAUAAAAGUUGCUCUUGGUUUAAAGUUAUCUCUGUUGGAGAACUUCAAAUGCCAACCAUGUGUUUUACCAGGUAUUUGAUCAAGAGCUUGAUGCCCUUGAGAUUGAAACAGUCCAGAAGGAAACAAUCCACCCCCGUAAGUCUUACAAGAUGAACAGUUCUUGUGCUGAUAUCCAACUCUUUGCAGCAUACAAGUGGAAUGUUGCCAAACCUUCUUUGUUGGCAGAUCAAAAGUGAGUUCUUGGAAACUAGUAAAUUUAUUAUCUUGAAUUUUAAUCAAUUUUGUUUUCAUUAAAAGGUACUUGUAUUAUUACCAUGCACUAGUAAAUUUUGGGUCAUGUAAAUUGUUUUAUUUUGUGUUACGCAAUUUAGGACAAUAUAAUUGAUGGGUUUUUUUGUGUUGUAGUUUUGUUUAAAAUAAUUUAUCUAACUUUAAUUAAUCUCAAAAUAAGAAAGCAAUGAUAAAUAAAUGUAUUGAUUUAUUAAUUGCUUUUAAAGAGCUUUAUGUGAAUUCAAUUUAAUAGAGAUGUAAUGGAUGGAGCAACAACCCAGAAAUACUGGAUAGAUGUGCAGUUAAGAUGGGGAGACUAUGACUCCCAUGAUGUGGAGAGAUAUGCCAGGGCUAAGUUCUUGGACUACACAACAGACAACAUGAGUAUCUAUCCCUCACCUACAGGACUUCUGAUUGCUGUGGAUUUAGCAUACAAUCUGCAUAGGUACCUAUCACCCUGCAUCCCAACUUCAAACCAAAUUAAAAUAUUUUAAUUUUGAUUCUUAAGGAGAACUGCUUGAUUUAUUUUAUAUUUAUUUUCAAAGGAUAUUUUCUUGUUUUAAUAUAUUCAUUCACAUUUCUGAUAUGUGAUUUCUUUCUUUAAAGCGCCUAUGGCAAUUGGUUCCCUGGAGCUAAGCCACUGAUUCAACAAGCAAUGGCAAAGAUUAUGAAGGCCAAUCCAGCACUGUAUGUAUUGAGAGAACGAAUCCGAAAAGGUCUACAGCUAUAUUCUUCUGAACCUACUGAGCCAUACCUCAGCUCUCAAAACUAUGGAGAACUUUUCUCCAAUCAGAUUAUCUGGUUCGUAGAUGAUACCAAUGUGUACAGAGUCACUAUCCACAAGGUGAAUUCACUUAAGUUACCUAUGAUUUUUAAACUGCAUUGGCUGAAUUUGUACAAUCAGCUAUAAGCAAUUAUGCUUGAUGAAGCUUUUAUCUCAUUUCCAUCACCAUUACAUCUUAACAUUAAAAUAUAUUUUUAGAAAUGUUAAAGCUAUAAAAAUGUUGCCAUUUUAUUAUACUGUAUUUUAACAACUCACUUUUUCUCCACAGACCUUUGAAGGUAACUUAACCACAAAACCAAUCAAUGGAGCCAUCUUCAUUUUCAAUCCUCGAACUGGUCAGCUUUUCCUCAAGAUCAUUCACACAUCUGUGUGGGCAGGUCAGAAGCGUCUAGGUCAGCUAGCCAAGUGGAAGACAGCCGAAGAGGUGGCUGCCUUGAUCAGGUCUUUACCUGUUGAAGAACAACCCAAGCAGAUCAUAGUUACCAGAAAGGGUAUGCUGGAUCCUCUUGAGGUGAGACCAGUUCACAUGUAUGUAUAUAAUAUUGCAUUAUACUACAACUUUACCAAAUAACUCGGAUAGCCUAAAAGUUAGAUCUAAUACCAAUUAUGUCUGGUCAAGAAUACAGCUAAAUUCUUCCACAUAUAUUCAAAACAGGUUCACUUGCUGGAUUUCCCCAAUAUUGUGAUCAAGGGCAGUGAGCUGCAGCUCCCAUUUCAAGCUUGUCUUAAAGUAGAGAAAUUCGGUGACCUUAUUCUCAAGGCUACUGAACCUCAGAUGGUUUUGUUCAACUUGUAUGAUGACUGGCUCAAAACCAUUUCAUCCUACACUGUAAGUCUACUUUAUGGUAUCAUCCUAUCUACUGGAAUAUUUAUGUAUUUUCGUGGUUUAAUAUUGGCUUUAUUUGAUUUCUUAAUGAAUUAGUAAAAGUUUCUGAGAUUUCUGUUAGUAUCUUUGGGAAAAUACUAUUGCAAUGCAAUGAACUCACUAAUUUUAAUGAUUGUAAUAAGGAAUAUAAAAAAUAUUUUUGAAAUAGGCCUUUUCACGUUUGAUCCUGAUUCUCCGAGCUCUACAUGUCAACAAUGACAAAACAAAGAUCCUUCUUAAGCCCGACAAGACUACCAUAACCGAAGCUCAUCACAUCUGGCCAACCUUGUCAGAUGAAGAGUGGAUGAAGAUUGAAGUACAGCUCAAAGAUCUUAUUCUAGCUGAUUACGGCAAGAAGAACAAGUAAGAGAGAAAUCAUAUUUGAAGUCUCAUAUUGAAUAAUUGUUCUCGCUGUAGAGUAAUUAUAGACUUUAUGAAUAUCUAAUAUUUUCAUCUUAUUCAUUUUAGACUUUUCUUAAAAUAAUUAAUCAAAUAUAUAUUAACCACUUAUUUCUGUUUUACUUUAAGCGUCAACGUAAGUUCUCUAACUCAGUCUGAAACUCGAGACAUUAUCCUUGGUAUGGAGAUUUCCGCUCCUAGUGCCCAGAGACAGCAAAUUGCUGAGAUUGAAAAGCAAACCAAAGAGCAAUCCCAGAUGACUGCUACCACGACCAGGACAGUCAACAAACAUGGUGAUGAAAUCAUCACCACCACCACAUCAAAUCAUGAGACGGCCACAUUCUCCUCCAAGACAGAGUGGCGUGUGAGAGCCAUCUCGGCCACCAAUUUGCAUCUGCGCACCAACCACAUCUAUGUCAGCUCUGAUGAUAUCAAAGAGACUGGAUAUACUUACAUCUUACCCAAGAAUGUACUGAAAAAGUUUAUCAUUAUUUCUGAUCUGCGUGCCCAGGUGAGCAUGUUUGAGAAAUUAAAAAAUAAAUUUUCCUAAUACUUGUUAAAAAUUUAUGUUUACAAAAUAGAAUAAAAUUUUGUUUAAAUCAAAUCCAAAUAUAUCACAUAAUGUAUACUGGAUUAUUACGUAAAUUUCGAUCAAACUUAUACUUCAACUGUUAUUGUUUUUUAAUUAAUACAGCUUUUUCAAUACUUUGUUUUCUCCUGAAAAUACAAAUUUAAAUAGGAUUUUUUCUUACGCAACUGAAAUUGCAAUUAAUUACUAAAUUAUAAAAUUUGACUAUUUUUUAAAUAAUUCAUGAAUUUGAAUACAAGAAGUUUCAGGUUUUCCUCCCAUUACUGUUUUUCAGAUUUCUGGUUACUUAUAUGGGGUCAGCCCACCAGAUAAUCCUCAAGUGAAAGAAAUCAGAUGUAUUGUGAUGCCCCCACAAUGGGGAACUCACCAGACUGUCCACCUACCCAACUUGCUUCCAAACCAUGAGUAUCUUAAUGUACGUCAUUUGAGUCUAAAUUUAUUAUUUAGAUCUUACAGUUUACAUUAUAUAAAUGCAUGUUGAUCACAAACUUAGCUGUUUUGCAUCAUGCUUGUAUUAUUUUAUCAUCCUAAUAAUUAGGUAUUUUUUAAAUACUGUAUAUAUGAGUAAAGGCUGCACAUUUAUACCAAAAAUGUAUGAAGUUCAGAGGUGGGAUCUAUCCACUCAAGAUCAAUUUUAGUUACUGUUAUUCACUGUGUAGUCUUUUAUACAUACAAAAAGUAGGAGAAUCGCUUUCCGCCUUGCUCAAAUGUAAGGCAAUCUUUUAUUAGAGAUCUCAUGGUUAAUGAUGAUUGCAUCUUGCUUUUUAAGUUUUAAUUGUAACGUUUGAUGGAUGCCUAUAAAAAAAUUCUUUUAGUUUUAUUUAACCAAGGGUGCGACCUCUCUCUGGGUCAACUGCUGCGAAAACUCACUUUAACCACUAGUGCAACAUAAGCCUGAGUAUAUACAGUAAAAUAUUAACUUGGAAUAUUUUCAUCUCUAAUAUGGAGGAGCAAGCAUUGUGUGUAUUGUAGCUAUUGGUAUAUAUUUAGGUGGCGAUGAAAUUAUUCCAUAAACAUUUGAGUAAAAAGUAUACUGCAUUAGUUAUUAUGAUCGCAGUAUAAAAGUAGAGUUGAGAAAUUACUCACAUUGGCUGGACAAAAACAAAGGAAUUACGUAUUAUUUUUUAUCAUUUAUUUUAUUAGGAAAUGGAACCCCUUGGAUGGAUCCACACUCAGCCCAAUGAGUUACCACAGCUUGCACCACAAGACAUUACAACACAUGCAAAAGUCAUGGCUGACAAUCCAUCUUGGGAUGGGGAAAAAACUGUUGUUAUUACCUGCAGGUAGAUACUUUUAAGAAAGUUAAUUCUUGCUUCAAAAUGCGUAAAAUACAUUAUCCUUUCUAACACCUGCUUCACUCUUUGAAGACUGGGCUUAUUAGCAUAAACUAUAUACAUUGUAAGUUGAACCAUUACACUUCAACGUAUAAAAAAAUAAAUUAUGCGCUUAUUCCUCCUUCUCUCAUCCUGCAUUACUUAUAGGAAGAAUGGUAGUCAACACUGAUGGAAUUCAUUUGGAAAUCUAGAUUUGUGUGAAUUCAAGUUUAAACAAAAUUAAACUUGUAAAAUUCUUAAGGAUUUUAAAGGAUGUGUGUAAAAUAUCAUUUGAUUUUAUUCCCCAGUUUCACUCCUGGCUCCUGUUCUUUAACGGCUUACAAGCUGACUCCCAGUGGCUAUGAAUGGGGAAGGCAGAACAAGGAUACCGGCAACAACCCCAAGGGUUACCUGCCAUCUCACUAUGAACGAGUUCAGAUGUUACUUUCUGACAGGUUUCUUGGAUUCUUCAUGGUGCCCUCCCAGAAUUCAUGGAAUUACAAUUUCAUGGGUGAGUUACUUACUGUUCAUUCUCUUAACUACAGGAAUAAACAAAGUUCACAGAAAUUAAUUGAUGCAAAGUUUCUAACUUUCAAUUCUUCAAAUUAUAUUAUGUUUCUUUUCACUAGAACAAGUCCAAAUGAGACAAAGAGAAAUUAUAUUAAAUAGAAAUAUAGAGUUGAUAUUAAUUUCCUUACCUAGCCGGUGAUAAUAAUUUAAUAAGUUAAUGUUAGAUAUGCGGUGGUUGUGUAAUUGUAUAAUUUCAAACCAUCUAAAACUUAAACUAGGAUGACCAAAUCAUGAACUGGAAAAAACUGGACACACCCAAUGAGGGUUGUUGGGAUUGGUUUCUGCGCCUUCACGUCUCAUGUCUUUCGCUAUACAUAUAAGAUCUAUUAUUAUUUGAAAUGUGUUUCGUUUUAAAAACGGGACAUUUAGGCGUCCCACGAGACUUUUUCAGGGCAACCGGGUACGAUCGUGAAAAAACGAGACAAUCCCGUUUUUACGGGACGUUUGGUCACCCCAACUUAAACAAACAUGUAUAAUAAGUGAAAUUUUUUGGGUUUGACUUUUUAUGAAACCAUGAAACUUGCACAGUAGUUGUGUAGAAAAUAAUUUAUAUUGAAAUGAUGAUCACCAUUACAUUAAUGAAAUAUAACACGAUACUGUUUUUCUUGUCUCCUUUAGGUGUUCGCCAUGACCCUAACAUGAAAUAUGAGCUCCGGCUGUCCAAUCCAAAAGAGUUCUAUCAUGAGAUUCACAGGCCAUCUCACUUCUUGUUCUUCAGUCAAAUGGAAGAGCAUGAGCAGGCCGGAGCAGACCGAGAAGAUCUGUAUGCUUAAUUCUGAAUUGCUGCAGUGAGACACUUGGGUCUCAUUUCUAUUGCCAUUAUUAUGCCUUUAAAUAAAUGCAGUUUAUAAACAUUUCAACAAUAAAGAUCUUAUUUUGAAAGCCAUGUUAAACAAAAAUGAUGAUAAAUGUUUCUAUCUAGAUGAUUCGAAUGCCUUACAUAAAUGUUGGACUGAAAUGGGGUGCUUGGUUAGUGAAACACUUGAUGUUUGAUACCAUUGUGCUGAACAGGAUAAACGCAGUGGAAGAUUAUAAGGUUGUUGUUUUAUUUUAGACCCAAAUAUUUCUAAACCAUUGGUAACUGGAACUGGAAGGCAAGGAAUGAACACUUAGUAAAGUGACCCAUCUUACUACAUUGUUCUCAUAGUAAAGAAAAUAAGUGUGUGCAUAACACUGCUGAUGAUCUUAUGGUUUAACCCAAAUGUUUUAGCCUCUAUAUAAAUAAUCAAUGGAAAAGGACAGCCGUUGUGUCACCGUUUUAGGCCGAGUUCAUAGCUCUUUCUAGGUUUUUGUAUUCAUGUACAUAGUGUAUCAUUGAGAAUAUGUUUUGUUUUGUUAUAAAUGUCAUUUAUUGUGUACAAAACUUAAUUUCAUUUUUGUUUUUAAUAAUUGCUAUGGAUAUUAAAGGUUGCUCACACAGAGGAACACUAGGCGGUAUUUCUAUAAACUCACAUAAAGUGUUAAACUCUUGCAGCCUUUAAUAAAUAAUGAUUUAUUUUGUUACUUCCUCCAGUCGUGUUAAAUAAUAAUUAUGCGGUAAUCAGCUGUUUUAUCAUCAUUUUGAAACUAGUUUCAGUAGUCUACAACGCAUCCUUUUUAAUGUUGAAAAGAGACAGUUGACCAUAAAAUGAAAGCUGAUCUCAUAAUGCUUAUAAUUAUAAAUAUUUUAAGAUGUCACAAAUCAGCAACAGGGACUACAUAGAUUGGAGUAAAAAGUAAUGUGAUGUUUGCAUUACUUAAACCUUUUUACAAUAUUUAUGAGGAAGGGGGGGGGGAUGACUGGCCUGUUCAAAGCAGUGUUUUGUUGAGAAGGUAAUUUUCAUGACUUCAAAACCAUGCUAUUCAUCUUAUUAUUGGCUAAUUUGUAAAGGUUUUCUUCAGUGUUCAAAUUGAUGUCAGCCCGCAUUGUGGUGGGUGGAAUCUUUAUUGCCAACUAAAGAUGAACAUGUGAAACUACUUUUUUCUUGAGCUUGUUUAUGAAAAUAAAAUUUAAAAAA